This is a messenger RNA of Haplochromis burtoni (Burton's mouthbrooder), 1521 nucleotides long. It is a transcript of the gene cenpx, whose product is annotated as centromere protein X. Bases 66 to 311 code for a protein of 81 amino acids. Lineage: Eukaryota; Metazoa; Chordata; Actinopteri; Cichliformes; Cichlidae. Gene Ontology annotation, biological process: resolution of meiotic recombination intermediates; replication fork processing; DNA repair. The record is from RefSeq and is a predicted model, not a curated record. Gene Ontology annotation, molecular function: protein heterodimerization activity. The transcript is spliced from 5 exons. Gene Ontology annotation, cellular component: Fanconi anaemia nuclear complex; FANCM-MHF complex.
GCGUCACGGGUCAACAGCCAAUCGCUACGUAGAGCGCCAAGUUUCUUCUACAGCGUAAAAACAACAUGGCGGAAAAGGACGUAGAAAUUUCCUUUAAAAAGGAUACAGUAAGCAAACUUUUGUCUAGUUUCUUCAAAGAAGACAAAACAAAACUAAGCGGAGAUGCCACACUGCUCAUGGUAGAGAUGCUUAAAGUGUUCGUGCAAGAGGCUGCUGUGAGAUCACAGAAACAAGCCGAAUCUGAGGACUGUGACCAAGUAGACAUUGAACAUUUUGAAAAGAUCCUGCCUCAGCUGCUUCUGGACUUCUAGCACAGUGAUACCACAAGAUGGAGCCAGAGUGCUGCUGAGAUGUCUCUCGAUCAACAGUCCCCCCUUCCACAGUUCCACCAGCUAAAACUUUUCAUUUUUUAGUAUGACUGCAGUUUCAUAAAUCCCCAAAUCUGAGAUAACGUUGAAAUUAUGUUUUUAUUUUGAGCUGCACGAUUUUAGCAGGAAGCCCCAUUGCAAUCCGCACGCUACCACGCCACCACCAAUAAGGGCCACCUGUGCUCCUGUGUGCAACAACAGGUGCUUCCAGCAUGCUCCGUGGCGCCCUUCAUCAAAGCCUCCAGGAGCAGUUGGAAGCAAUUAGAGUAAUAAGGGGAGCAGCCAGUCCCUUAGAUGAUGACAAGUGCCAGGAAAAAAGGAGUACCCCCUCCGGCCACUUUGAAGUUCCCUUUUGCUGUCCUGCGAUGUUUAGUUAGAGGAGGGGGGGAGGGCAAAGGGGACCUCUGGCACAGGGGGAAAGUUGAAUGGGAGUGUGUAUGCACGUAUGUGUGCGUGUGUUAGCCAAACACGGCCAGAGACCACACGCGUAGAUAUUCUAUUUGAAGGAAAACAUAACAAAACACAUUGGAACAUGGUCCAAGAAGAGCAGGCUGUAAUUCUGAAGGUAAAUAAACAAAAGAGGCGAGUAGUGGAGGUGCUCUCUCUACUUUCAUCACAGCACAGGGAGGGAGUGGGCGGGGGGUGAAGCUGGGCCUACAAGGAAGAGGGUAAUGUGGGGUUUUCUAACCUGAGCGGCUCUGAUGGUUUUCCACUAGCGGUGUGUUUGACCAACGCGUCCUCGCUGUGAGUCAGCAUCGCUGUGCAACACCUCGCAGUACUUAUUUGUGGGGCUCUUGGGUGACUUACGAAUGCUACUCACGUUUACAGCUGGAACCAACUUAGGCUAAAACCAAGAAUCCAGCCCUGAAUAGGUGUUCAAGGACACGACACCUGGAAUUUGACCCAGCAUCUUUUUAGUAAGGCUCACGCUGGAUUUGUGUUUCCCAGGGGUAACUUCCAGACCACACUUUCUUGUAAAAAAAGAAAAAAAACUUGAGCACAGCUUAAGUCAUCACCAGAGGAAGAAAAAAAAUUGUAAAGGGUUUCGUUUUGUGCGUAGCCUUUGUGGAGAUUAACUCAAAUUGAAAUGGAUCUUUCCCAACAGUUGAUUCUUGUGCACAAAAUAAAAAAGAUUAUUAUCUUGGAUCUGUCA